AUGCAGGACGCGGAGGGAGAGACGAGAGCCGGCCGUGACGAGGUAAGAUCCGUGGGCACCCUGAUCCUGACGCAUAGGGAGGGGAGCAGAGCUCGGUGGCGAAGAGAAGCAGUCGGCGUCGUGCUGCACCACGGAAUCCACUCCUCGUCGAUCUCCGCCCAUCCGGCCGAGCACAGCUUGCGGCAGGGUCUCCAAAAUGAGGAGUCCGAUCCCGCCGGUGGAUGCAGAUCGAGCCCACCUCGCGCUGCACGGCGCGUGCCAGUCGCCGGGCGUUACCACCCGAUGAUUCGGACCGACGUGGCGUCAUCGCGGCGGGGGCGCGGGGCAGGGAGCACCGCGUGGUGGAUGCCGCUGCCCAGACUACACGCGUCUUCCUGCCCCCCGGAUCUCGCCGGACAGCAGGGAGUGAUGGGGGCGCAGUGUGGGAGCCUCGCCAUGGCGCAGGCAUGCAGGCAGGCAGAGGUACCCCACGGCCAGCACCAACCAUCUCAUAUCAGUUUUCCCAUCUCCUCUCCCCAUCACCUUUCCCAUCUCGUCUCACGCAAGCCAAGCGCCACCUCUCCGGCUCCUCGUCCUCCUGCUCAUACCCAUCACCUUCCCCGUCCCACACGAGCUAAGCGCACACAGCAAGCGCCACAGAUCCACGCCAGGAAGGAGUCCACCGGCUUCUCCGCCUCACCUCUCCGCGGCCCGAGGACAUGGAGCGGCAUGGCGCUGCGCUUGUCGCAGAGCGUCUUCGCCGCCGCGUCCGUCUUCGCCAUGGUCUCCGGCAUCGGCAUCGGCUUCUCCAACCACGGCGCCUACUUCUACAUGAAUCUGGUGUUGAUCCUCCAGCUGAUGUGGAGUCUGUUCCUUGCUUGUGAGGAUAUCUUUGCUCUAAGGAAUAAAAAGUAUCUUCACACCCGGCAUAAUCUAUUGUUCAUUGUUUGCAUUGACAUGGCCAUGGCGAUUCUCAUUUUCACAGGAGCAAGUGCCUCUGCAGGCCUGACAAUUUUGAUCAUGUGGGAUAUGAAGCUCUGCGGGGCAUACCCGCGGCUGGCCUGCCGGCAGUUCGCGCUUUCGACCACCCUGGCGUUCAUCACGUGGUUGUUGCAAGCUGCGUCUGCUUUCUCUGGGUUCCGGCUACUGGCUUCGUUCUUCUAGUGAUCUCACGCACUCAUAAUCGCCGUCGCGACAUGCUAAGUCAGGAGGGUAAAUCACUCAUAAUCGCCGUCGCGACAUGCUAAGUCAGGAGGGUAAAUCGGUUGCAAUGUGCACGCAUCCUUCAUCACUUGUUAGAUAGAUGGAUUGUCUGUUUGAUAGUAGCUCAUCUUUAUUCUAGGAGUCGAUUAUGAACGCCCUGUGGUCGAACAGUUACUGUUUAGAUGAUGUGGGAUCAUUAAUAUGGAGAUAAGUCGUGAUCGAAGGUACCUGAAAAAUGCUCUGGUUGUUGUACAAUGGAAUUUCAUAUCUCUUCAAAUGGCUGGGACCAACCAUUUCUGGUUGCUUUGCAUCCAUA
This is a messenger RNA of Triticum dicoccoides, 1498 nucleotides long. RefSeq lists its product as uncharacterized. Lineage: Eukaryota; Viridiplantae; Streptophyta; Magnoliopsida; Poales; Poaceae. The coding region runs from base 1 to 1143 and encodes 380 amino acids. Gene Ontology annotation, cellular component: membrane. The transcript is spliced from 4 exons. The record is from RefSeq and is a predicted model, not a curated record.